Messenger RNA from Asterias rubens (European starfish), 2583 nucleotides. RefSeq names its product triosephosphate isomerase-like. Lineage: Eukaryota; Metazoa; Echinodermata; Asteroidea; Forcipulatida; Asteriidae. Bases 116 to 865 code for a protein of 249 amino acids. The record is from RefSeq and is a predicted model, not a curated record. Gene Ontology annotation, cellular component: cytosol. Gene Ontology annotation, biological process: glycolytic process; glycerol catabolic process; gluconeogenesis. The transcript is spliced from 6 exons. Gene Ontology annotation, molecular function: triose-phosphate isomerase activity.
GUGAUAUACUUCCCUAGGGCUGGUAUUUGUACGUGCAGGACGUGACAAAAUAACUCUUUCUUAAAAUCAUCUUUUCUGCAGUUGAAAAGGCUUAUUUAAGUGUUCCAGCUCAACCAUGGCAAGUGGCAGAGACUUCUUCGUCGGUGGCAACUGGAAGAUGAACGGUAGCAAAGCAAGCAUUGAUGAAAUAUUGCAUUUUCUGAAGGAGGCUGAAGUACCCGAAAACACAGACGUUGUAGUCUCCCCACCAGCUGUAUAUCUCAGCUAUGUUCAAGAACGUCUGCCGGCAAAGAUCUCCACCGCUGCCCAGAAUUGCUACAAAGUCGACAAGGGUGCUUUCACAGGGGAAAUCAGUCCAGCAAUGCUGCUAGACCUUGGCCUCAGCUGGGUCAUUCUAGGUCACUCUGAGAGGCGUCAUAAAUUUGGGGAAACUGAUGAGCUUAUUGGAGAAAAGGUCAAGCACGCUCUAAGCAAAGGGUUAAAGGUCAUCGCUUGCAUUGGUGAAACCCUUGAACAAAGACAGCAGGGUCAGACGACAGAUGUUGUGUUCCAUCAGACAAAGGCUAUUGCUGAUAAUGUGACUGAUUGGGAUCAGGUCGUGAUUGCUUAUGAGCCAGUGUGGGCCAUCGGAACUGGGGUAACGGCUACACCAGAGCAGGCACAAGAAGUCCAUGCUCAACUGCGGACGUGGCUUGCGGACAACACUUCAGCCGCUGUGGCAAAGAAAACUAGGAUCAUUUAUGGAGGAUCAGUCGGUGCUACCAACUGCCAAGAGCUGGCCACUAAGCCAGAUGUUGACGGGUUUCUGGUCGGAGGUGCAUCUCUGAAGCCAGACUUUGUCAAGAUCAUCAACGCCAGGGUUUGAGAAACUCAACAAAAGAUAUGCCAAAAAGAUGACACGGAUGAGGAUUUUUUACGCAGUUAGUGAACAAGUAUCAAGUAGAGAGGCCGUGUGAGUCUUUGUACUGUUAGACUAAAGUGCGGUGAAUGAAGUUAAAAUCAUAGCCAGUUUUAGGUUGUGUUUUGAAGUUGGGGAUUGUAAACGUGAUAAUUUGUUUCAAUGGGGUGACUUAAAUUUUAAGUAGAAAGUGUCGCUUGAAAGAAUGCAUGAGUGAGUGAAUUGGUACCCUGCUGUUAAAGAGUCAACUAGACAAACCUUGGAACAGGUUUAGUGAGGAGUCUGCUGAUUACCAGCUCUCUCAUGUAUGUGUUUUAAAUUGGUCAUUUUUCGAGGUUGUAUCUCCUAAAUUAACCUUUUGAUAUAAACUCAAGUAACUAAACUUGUUAGUACAUGCAGAGGAAUUCGUGUUCCACUACAAUUCUCCAGUAACCAUGGUUUACCUUUGACUGACAAAGAUUUAAAAGGUUAAUGUUUGUUCCCGAAUGAUAACAUCGGAUGGCAUUCCUGCAUGUUAUCGCAGCAUCAAACUCAGAAACCAUGGUUGAACUGUGAUUGUAUUUUCAAAUUUGGUGUUUUCUUAAAUUAAAUUUGUUUUAGAAGCAGGAAUUUAUGCAAGCAAAAUACUGAUUGUGUACAUUCGUUUGUAAUAAUAGUUUUAAAAGACAUUAACUUUUUCAGAUUGGAUUACGAAAUACUAUGAAUCGACACAAGUAUGCGUCUAAUGUAAUUAGGCUGAUAUAUAAAAAAAUAAUGAUAGUAUUAUUAUUAUUUUUUAUAUAUCAGCAUAUAAUGCUGUGCAUGAUAAUGUGUCGAACCUCAACAAACACAAAUCACUGAACAUCCACCCUUUUGCCAGAUUCAAAUACAUUAUUAAGUGUUCAGAUUGGAAACAUCAACUGAUGCCUACAUGUACCUGGGAAGUGUGUAUGACACAUGUCUUGCUCUUUAGUGUGUAUGACACGUGUCUUGCUCUGCAUCUGUAGUGUGUAUGACACGUGUCUUCCUCUGUUGUGGAUAUGACACGUGUCUUGCUCCGUAAGUAUCAUUACACUCGUCUUGCUCAGUAGUGUGUGCACGUGUCUUCCUCAGGGGUGUGUAUGACCUGGUCUUGCUCUGUAGUGGGUAUGACGAGUGUCUUGCUCUGUAGUGAGGAGGGUCAAGUCAUGUGAGAGAACACUCAGUUCAGACUGUAUGUGCGUAAAAUGGUUCACAUUUUUGCUAGUAAGUUUGCAAUCGGGGUUAUUUUAAUAGCAGCUGGAACAACAUAGAAUUUGAGUAUGUUAUAACAGAAUUUUAUAUAUAUGUUUUGAACUCACAAAGCAUAAAAAUAAUAUAAUUUGAAAUAAUACGAGUUGUGAUACAAUCUAAGUUGAUUGAAUCAUGAGACAUUUAAAAUGUCAUGACUAAGUCAAGUAAAACACAACAAAAUAUAUUUAAAAAUUAAAGCUCUAAUUGGACAAGCCAUUGUAACAGUGACUUCCAAAGAGUGAUGAACAAACAAUGGAAAUGCAAAUCAUACAGUUACAAGAUUUGGAAUACUACUUCAUCGUGCAGAAUUAUCCAUCCCUUUGAAACAACUUACAUUUAUACUAAAAUAAUUCAAGAUAAUGUGCUAAAUUGUUUUAAACGUCCUUGAAAAUGACAGAAUAAGCAAUAAAAUAUGUGUGUAUAAAAUGAACGUA